AUGGACUGUGAAGAAAUUGUUAGUGAUGUUUUGAAGUUAUUAGAUAUUUUAGUAACUCCAGUAAAACAAGCAAACACAGGUUCAAGCUCUCAAAAUCUAGUAGAAAGUUUAAAAGGAAAUCUUCACAAAUUUGAAGACUUUGUAGAAAAGAAUGCAGAGUUUAAAGAUGUUUGGAUCCAAAAUGUGUUAACAUCAAGUGUAAAGGAGGAUAAUGUGUCAUGGAAAUUUACAUCUUAUUGCCUUAAACUGUUGGACAUUUUACAAGAAAACUUGAAAAAAGCUUCAGAGAAGUUUAGUUCUGUGGAAAUAAAAAAAUCUUUAACACCUAAUCAAGCACCACCUUUGUCUCCAGAUACACUUAGUUUUGAACAACAGAAGCACAUUUUAACAUCCCUACAAUUUAUCAUUUGUUUGGGUGUUUGUCCCCAUCUACCAGAUGGUGUUGGGAUCCCCUUGUCCAAACGCUCAGGCUUCAGCAACUUAUUAUCAGAUUUAAAUUCGGAGAGCAAGAGUGAUAAACAUCUUCAGGAUGCACAUCUAAAAUUGUUAAUCUGUGCCAAGGUUUUUAUGACAUGUCUGGACAUUCCAUCAUUAGCUGUGCUUCUGUUAUCCAGACAUCUGAAUGAUCUGCUAGCAUUAUUAUUACAACUUAAUCAUUUACACAAAGUGAAAGUUGACUCAUUAGAAAUCACUGGUAGCAAUAAGAACACAAUUACUUCAAAUACACUUCAGAAACAAGAAUCAGAAUCUUCUCAUACAAAUGUGCUAUUGAGUUCGAGGACCAAGGGGUUUUGUGAAACAGCUUUAAAAAGAUUAUUAGGCACUGUUAAACCAUCAAUGCUUGUUAGAGAGUUAAUAGUCUUACAAGGUGGUCCAAAGUCAAAAAAGCCUGGUUUAUUGCCACCAGCUCCAGUUUGGUUACGUCAAGAUUGUGCCAGCUUUCUUAGUGAUAUACUGAAGAAACCUCAUGGUGUUUUACAUAUUAUACAUGGUGUUGUUGGAAAUGAAGCCAGUGUACCAGUAAGUCAGACAUCCUUAACAGACUGGAGAAAAUGUGAAGCUGCAGCAAAGAUAAUAGCUCAUUGUCCUCGUAAUUUUACAUCUGUUGACGAAUACUAUCAGCUCAUAGCACCACAGAUAUUAAGAUUACUAGAGGAUGGUGAUAAUGAGAAAAUGAAGUUAUAUCUACGUGUAUGUUGUAGUAUUAUAAAAGAAAUGUAUAUUCAGAAUGAAUCCCUGACUGAUCAGUAUAUCAUUACACCCAUUAUGAAUCCUCUAUUACACUGUUUAGAUUCCAAUG
Lottia gigantea (owl limpet) is the source of this 1300-nucleotide messenger RNA. RefSeq lists its product as hypothetical. Gene Ontology annotation, biological process: protein secretion. The transcript has 5 exons. The annotation marks the transcript as partial. The record is from RefSeq and is a predicted model, not a curated record. NCBI's taxonomy places the organism in Eukaryota, Metazoa, Mollusca, Gastropoda, Lottiidae.